AUGCUCGGCUUGUUCACUCCUCGGCCUCUGCACGGUCUGUCCCUCUCGUCUCUGUCUGCCGUUCGUAUCUCUAGUGUGCUCUCUUCGUCAUCGACUCGCCGGUUCCGCCACACUGCCAUCAUGUCGAACCUAUCCGUACAACUGACUGCUCCGAACGGGCGCUCCUAUACCCAGCCCAUCGGCCUCUUCAUCAACAAUGAGUUUGUGGCGUCCAAGUCCGGCGAGAAGAUCGCUUCCAUCAACCCCUCGGACGAAGCUGAAAUCACCUCGGUCUAUGCCGCCGGCGAGGAGGAUGUGAAUGCUGCCGUGGAAGCUGCGCGCAAGGCCCUGAAGGAUCCAUCCUGGAAGCAGCUUUCGGCCACGGAUCGUGGGGUCUUGAUGCUGAAGCUCGCCGAUCUGAUUGAGCAGCACAAGGAGACUCUCGCCACUAUUGAGACUUGGGACAACGGCAAGCCGUACCAGGUGUCGCUGAACGACGACCUGGGCGAGGUCACCAACACCCUCCGCUACUAUGCCGGCUGGGCCGACAAGGUCACGGGCCACACCAUUAGCACCACUCACCAGAAGUUUGCUUAUACCCUGCGCCAGCCCAUCGGUGUUGUGGGCCAGAUCAUCCCCUGGAACUUCCCGCUGGCAAUGGCCGCCUGGAAGCUCGGCCCGGCCCUCGCAUGCGGUAACACUAUCGUUAUGAAGGCUGCUGAGCAGACUCCUCUCAGCAUCCUCUACUUGGCCUCUCUGAUCAAGGAGGCUGGCUUCCCUCCCGGUGUCAUCAACAUCCUGAACGGCCAUGGCCGUGUGGCUGGCGCCGCCCUGGUGCAGCACCCCAAUGUUGACAAGGUUGCCUUCACUGGCUCGACCGCGACUGGCCGCGAGAUCAUGAAGAUGGCCGCUGGUACCCUGAAGAAUGUCACGCUUGAGACUGGCGGCAAGUCGCCUCUGCUGGUCUUUGAGGAUGCAGACCUCGAGCAGGCGGCCAAAUGGGCACACAUUGGUAUCAUGUACAACCAGGGUCAAGUUUGCACCUCAACCUCGCGAAUUCUGGUCCACGAGUCCGUGUACGAUAAGUUCGUCGAGCUCUUCAAGGAGGUCGUCAAGACCACCAGCAAGGUCGGCGAUCCCUUCGAGGACGAGACCUUCCAGGGCCCGCAGGUCACCAAGGCGCAGUACGACCGUGUGCUGUCGUACAUUGAGAGUGGCAAGUCCGAGGGCGCUACCCUGGCCGCUGGCGGUGAGCCGUACAAGAACGUCGGCGACGGCCGCGGCUUCUUCAUCUCCCCGACCAUCUUCACCAACGUCAAGGACAACAUGCGCAUCUACCGCGAGGAGGUGUUUGGCCCCUUCGUCGUCAUCGCCAGCUUCACCACCGAGGACGAGGCUGUCACCCGCGCUAACGACACUACCUACGGCCUCGGAGCGGCCCUGUUCACCCGCGACAUCGAGCGUGCCCACCGUGUCGCCUCUGAUAUCGAGGCCGGCAUGGUCUGGAUCAACAGCAGCAACGACAGCGACUUCCGCGUGCCGUUCGGCGGUGUGAAGCAGAGUGGUAUUGGCCGCGAGCUCGGCGAGGCUGGCCUGGACGCGUACUCGCAAGUCAAGGCUGUUCACGUCAACAUGGGCAGCCGCCUGUAA
Penicillium canariense is the source of this 1629-nucleotide messenger RNA. RefSeq names its product aldehyde dehydrogenase family protein. The transcript is spliced from 3 exons. The coding region runs from base 1 to 1629 and encodes 542 amino acids. Lineage: Eukaryota; Fungi; Ascomycota; Eurotiomycetes; Eurotiales; Aspergillaceae. The record is from RefSeq and is a predicted model, not a curated record. Gene Ontology annotation, molecular function: oxidoreductase activity, acting on the aldehyde or oxo group of donors, NAD or NADP as acceptor.